UUCAAGGUAUAUGCUGAGAAAUAUGCUGAGGAUCAAGAAGCUUUUUUCAACGAUUAUGCUGAAGCCCAUGUCAAACUCAGCAACCUUGGUGCCAAAUUUGAUCCUUCUGAGGGUAUCGUGAUAGAUGAUAGUCCCGCAAAACCUGCGCCAGAGAAGUUUGUUGCUGCCAAGUAUUCUUCUGGGAAGAGAGAGCUAUCAGACACAAUGAAGCAGAAGAUUCGGGCAGAGUAUGAAGCAGUUGGUGGAAGCCCAGAUAAGGCUUUGCAGUCAAACUAUUUUCUAAAUAUCAUGAUUGUGAUUGCUGUUUUAGCAUUUGUUACAUCUCUUGUUGUUAAUUAACUUGGUUCUGGAGCUUUAU
Messenger RNA from Pistacia vera, 358 nucleotides. Its product is annotated as L-ascorbate peroxidase T, chloroplastic-like. The transcript has 4 exons. The record is from RefSeq and is a predicted model, not a curated record. Gene Ontology annotation, molecular function: heme binding; peroxidase activity. The annotation marks the transcript as partial. Gene Ontology annotation, biological process: response to oxidative stress. Lineage: Eukaryota; Viridiplantae; Streptophyta; Magnoliopsida; Sapindales; Anacardiaceae.